Molecule: messenger RNA, 1181 nt
Organism: Botrytis cinerea B05.10
Lineage: Eukaryota; Fungi; Ascomycota; Leotiomycetes; Helotiales; Sclerotiniaceae
Exons: 2
Coding region: 321-899 (192 amino acids)
Source: RefSeq, a predicted model, not a curated record
GAUUUUGACACUUUGAGACUUAGACUUUCUGCAGGUACAAGACAUGGCGCCAUGGGGCGCCUAGGCAUUGAGAGAUAUAAGUAUGGAAGUGCAUUUCCUUUUGAUUGUUUGUUCUUUCCUCGAACAUUGUUCUUUUCCCUGCUUGAGUAUUGCGUUUUUGCUAUCUGUUUAUCCUGCAUAUCGCCAAAUCUACCUACCUGGGUACAAUACGGAACUUCUGCAUCCCCUCGCAGCUACUUACCCCGCUUAAUAUCCAAAGCGCCCAUCUUAUCAGAAACAACGUCGACAACCAACAACAAACUCUCAAUACAAACCAUACAAUGGCAGCCGGACCCGAAGUCACGUUGAAGGAUCUAGGUGGAGAUUGGGUUAUGAACAAAACCCUCUCCGACGAUACCGACGCCGUCCUUGCUCUACAAGGCAUAGGCUGGUUUACGCGCAAAGCCAUCUCCCUCGCCACCGUCACUCUCCACGUCAAACAAUACAUUGACGAAAACCAAAUUCCACACAUCGACAUUGAUCAAACGGCGACCGGUGGACUCAAAGGUACCUCGGAAUAUCGAACACUCGAUUGGGUAGUUCGCACGCACGAAGAUCAUCUUUUCGGAAAACUCGCGGCGCAAUCCCGUUUUUGUACUCUGGAACAAGUUGCCGAAAUUGAUGAUGAUGCGUUUUUGAGAGACGGAUGGUUAGAGGGAGAGGAGGAAAAUAGUGGUCCUGACGGUCAGAGACAUGUGCAGAAUUCUGCUGUGAAUGAGGAGAAGGGAUGGACGGCACAUCAGGUUUGGGGAUUCGCGAUUAUUGAUGGCAAAAGAUAUUAUACCCGGAGAGUGGUGGUUAAGAAGGGAUCUGAGGUGUUGAAGAUCAGAUUGGUUUAUAAUUUCCAGGGAAAGAAAUAGAUGGGUGAGUUGAAUGACAGAACGAGCCUAGAUAAUCGGAUAGCAGAGGAUGGAAGUGUCAAGGGAUUCUAGGAGUUUUUCAAUUGUUGCCUGGCGUGUUUGCUUGCGCAUACCUAUUAAAUCAAUGUUUUGGGAAUUGCACUGAAAUUGUCUUGAAAGCUAGAUUUAUGAGAUGAAUUUUUGAUACCACUUUGACGACUAUCCAAUAUUCCAAAUCUUGCUCUAUAUACCGUAUACUAUGUACUAUAUAACAUACACACUGCAAAUUCCUCCUCCUCUCCA